AAAAAUGUUGGUUUAUAUAGCAUUAUUUGCACAUAAAAAGCAUUUGGUUGCCUUCAACAAAAAGGCAUAGUUUUUAUACUACCAACAAAAUAUAUUUCAUCGUCUACCCAACAUAGCUGAGUGUGUGCCAAAGACUCCUAUGGAAUCUCUUGGGAAAGGACAUAGUCUUUCUGAGAGUACUGUCUCAUGCAUAGAAGCCUGUCCAGGUUCAAAUGAAGUGAUCAAAGAUGGAGAUCAAGAGGCGAAACCCAGUCUCCAGUUAGAUCUAAAGCUAACUACAAGUGAUUGUGAUGAUCGUGGGCUCAAUAAAGAACUCAAUCUAAUCGAUUCCUUGAACGCAGCAGAAACAUCCCAGCCUACGGAUGGUGAGCAACGAGUUUUCUCGUGCGCCUAUUGCCAAAGGAAAUUUUACAGUUCACAAGCUCUUGGAGGGCACCAAAACGCCCAUAAAAGGGAGAGGACUUUGGUGAAAAGAGGGCAAAGGAUGGGAGCUCAUGUAGCAGCCUCAGCCGCCGCUUAUUUUCACCCUUAUUUUCACCACAACCACUAUCCUAGCUUGGCAUCUCUUCCCCUACACGGCACAUAUAAUAGAUCUUUGGGAAUUCAGGUGCAUUCAAUGAUCCAUAAACCUUCUCAUAUUUCUGCAUCAGCUGGGUCUGGAAAUGUGUAUGGACACCAUAGUAGGUCUAGGCCUCCUAUAGACCAACAAUCGGAAGUAAGGAAGUCGUCGAUGGAGAAUUCCCAUGCAAUUACAGCAGGAUCCACGAGUCGAGCUAGUGUCAGUAGGUUCAACGUCAUGAGGACGGCGAUGGGUUCUCCAGAUGAUGAAGUGAUUAGCAAAUGUUGGUGGUCAGGUGGAGGUAGUCUCAAGACAAAGCAGGAAGAGAUACAAACGGUUGACCUAUCCCUCAAGCUCUAAAUUGAGUAAUGUUUUUAAGAACAUAUAUAACUAUACAUAUUUGUUUAUGGCUGAGAGUUUUCUUUACUCUAAAUUUCUUUGGUAGCAAUUGUCAUGUAUAUUUGGGUGGUAGAGAAGUUUUGCACUUUGGCUUUUACUUGGAA
Hibiscus syriacus is the source of this 1062-nucleotide messenger RNA. Its product is annotated as zinc finger protein 3-like. The record is from RefSeq and is a predicted model, not a curated record. The transcript has a single exon. Lineage: Eukaryota; Viridiplantae; Streptophyta; Magnoliopsida; Malvales; Malvaceae. Bases 140 to 919 code for a protein of 259 amino acids. Gene Ontology annotation, biological process: negative regulation of abscisic acid-activated signaling pathway.